Microplitis demolitor is the source of this 1806-nucleotide messenger RNA. Its product is annotated as gustatory receptor for sugar taste 64e. Bases 243 to 1397 code for a protein of 384 amino acids. The transcript has 7 exons. Gene Ontology annotation, biological process: sensory perception of chemical stimulus; detection of chemical stimulus involved in sensory perception of taste. Lineage: Eukaryota; Metazoa; Arthropoda; Insecta; Hymenoptera; Braconidae. Gene Ontology annotation, cellular component: membrane. Gene Ontology annotation, molecular function: taste receptor activity. The record is from RefSeq and is a predicted model, not a curated record.
CAGAUAUAGCGACAAGUUAUGAUGGUUAAUUAUCGCUAACACGUCAGAGGAUCACCGCUGGUCGUAAUUAAUUUGCAAACAUGAUACGAUCUGUCCUUUUAAUAUUUUUUAUAUAUUUUUAUAAUUAAUUACAUUGAAGAUAAAUAUGUUCUGUCACACCUGCGGUAUGUAUAUAUACAUAUGUCUACAUGUAGUUCCAUGAGCGAUUUUAAAUCAAAAGUUUGUAUGAAAAAUUAAUUGUCAUGAUAAAUAAGGAACCAAUCGAUAAAAGUAAUAAACGUAAUGAUUACAAGAGUGCGAGUCGCAAGGUAUGGCCAUUUUUAGGCGCUGAAGAAAUAAAUAUGAACACAGACAACAUAAUUUUGCAUCACCACCCGAUCAAUCGAUCGAUGCCAGUUAAAACUUUUCUGGCGCCUGCAGAAGUUCAUAACAAACGAAAUCCAUCUGAUGAGAAUAAUGAGAGCUUUCAUAGAGCGAUCGGAUCUAUUUUGGCAGGAGCACAAUUGUUUGGAGUACUGCCGCUCUAUGGUGUACGUAGUCCGUCACCUCAGCAGCUUUCGUUUAAAAUAAUUUCACCCAAAACGAUUUAUAGUAUCAGUUUGAUGAUAACACUUAUUUUCAUGGCGGGAGUUUCAAUUACGCAUAUGAUUAAGACUUUGAAAGCUGACACAUUUCAAGUUCAUGGCGGAAUAGCAGCAGCAACAGCGGGGGCUGUAUUUUACGGCAACAGUCUUUUUGGUCUCGGUUUAUUUAUGUGGCUGUCACCGCGAUGGAUCAGCCUUCAAAAGCAAUGGCGAUCUAUGGAAUUAUUACUAGACAGGUGUAAACAAUCCCGACCACGGCUCCGCUGGAAAUUCCGUGUGAUAACAAUUGUUAUUAUGACUCUUGCACUUAUUGAACAUGUUCUCAGCCUCAUUAUUAAUUUUCCCAACAGCAAAGAAUUGCCUGUUAAUUCAAAUAAUACUUGGAAAGAUUAUUUAAGAAUUUACAGUUUUAAAUCUCAUGCAUUCAUGCUCAGCAGUUUAAAUUACAAUCUCGCACUAGGAAUAUUUUUAUUUAUAAUAAGUAAAAUAGCGACGUUCACAUGGAAUUUUACAGACGUAUUUAUUAUGUUGGUGGCGACGGGUAUUGCAGAGAGAUACAAAAGUUUAAAUAAAUGUUUGUUGAAGUCCUCGAAGAUUAAAAAUUUAACUAUCGAUUGGUGUGAAUUUAGAGAGUAUUAUGCUACUCUAAGUAUUCUAGUUAAACGCGCUGACAGCGAUGUGUCACCAGUUAUUUUACUGUCAUUCGUAAAUAAUUUGUAUUUUAUUUGCCUCCAACUUCUCAAUGGCCUAUCAAGAUAUGGGAAUGCUGAACACCGUGUACUUUUUUUUUUCUUUUGCCUUCUUACUGGCUAGAACAGUUGCUGUGACUUUAUUUACAGCGAGAAUAAAUGAUCAGAGUAAACUUGCUUUGCCAGCACUUUACAAUUGUCCUGCGUCAAAUUAUACUAUUGAAGUAUGACCUAAUUCUGGUAUUUACUCAUACUAUUUAUUAUAUCAAUAUGUUAUUUUUAUGGAUUCUAGAUGCAACGAUUACAAUUUCAACUAACAACUGACGAAGUUUCGUUUACUGGAUUGAGAUUUUUUCAUAUUACAAGAAAUUUUAUGCUUGCAGUAGGCGGCGCGAUUGUUACUUAUGAAGUUGUAUUGUUACAAUUUAAUGUGGCUAUAAAAAAAUAAAAUAAUUGAAAAUUACAAUAUUAUUUAUAUUAAUUAAUUAUAAUUAAAUAAUGUACAUAAGAAUUUUCAACACCACAAAAUAAUU